AUGUCUCACUUUCGCUUUCAAUAUGGACAUCGGCUUAAGGAGCAGAUCAAGCCAGUUAAUCCAGAAAUCCGCCAGUACUUCGACCCAGAUCUACCAAUCUAUGGGCCUUGGAGACUUUGGCAAACCAAGCCAGAACUUCCCUCGACUGAAGAAAUCCUCGGAACAGAUAUACCGGGAAAAGUUGUUGCUCUCACCCCCAAUUGCAUUUUGGAACCCUGGACUUCCAAGGAGAAAUACCUAGAGGCCCAUUAUUCAUUGAUCCGAGAAGAUUCGGUGGCACCACUUCGAAAUGCUGUAGCCAGGGUUCGCGCUGAUCCUUCUAUGAUAGAUACCCCUGAUGUUUCCAUCUAUGAGAAGGUCUUCGUUGUCGGUGUUACCCUAGCCCGCGCGGGCUUGGCGUUACAUAUUCAAUUCUCUACUCGCCGCGCGGGCAAGAACAUUUCCUGGACAUACUCCAACCGGCUUAAUCCUGGAACAAUUGUCGCCCUGACCCCUAAGCGCAAUGCCUUCUCGAGCAAAUGUGUUGUCGCCGUCGUGGCCUGUCGGUUGCUGGAAGCGGUUGAGAAAGACCCCCCGAGGUCGACCUCUUUUUGGCCUCGGCUGGAGAUAUCGAGGUUGAUCCACAAAUGGAUCAUGGUUGAGGCUCGAGCAGGAUAUUUUGAGGCAAAUCGGCACACCCUAACAGCGUUGCAAAAGUUGUCAAAAGAAAGUUUUCCAUUGAACGAACAAAUCUGCAGCCUGGAAAAAGACAUUAAUGCACCAGAAUACAUUAACACCGCGCCAUCCAUGGACUUCACGCCAUUGUCUGAAUCCUCUGCACUUGAUGUCACCAAAAAAUACGACAUCCUCGAGCGAUGGCCCUCCCAGCCAAUGGGACAGUUAGAUAAAUCACAAUGGUCAGCGUUGAAUCAAAUGUUGACUAAAAGGCUGGCCAUAAUUCAGGGCCCCCCUGGAACAGGCAAGACAUUUACCUCCAUAGCUGCUUUAAGAAUGAUGCUCUCAAACAAAGAUCCAAAGGAGCCACCUAUCAUUAUUGCUGCUCAAACUAACCAUGCUCUUGAUCAACUGAUAAAGCAUAUCUCGGUGUUUGAGAAAAACUACGUCCGGCUGGGCGGAAGAACUUCCCAUCCUGAAAUCCGGAAGCGCACCCCUUAUGAGAUCAGACAAAACCAGGGUCUAUUGACAAUUGAAGGAGGUUUGAUGACUCCAAUGAGAAAGAAACAGAACAAACUCGCGGCUGAGCUUGAUAAACUUCUAACACCACUUGCACCAUCAAACAACAGCAAGCCUUUUGCGGCAUCGUUAUUUUUGGACCAUGAUCUUUUGAGCCAAGACCAGGUUGAUUCCCUGCAAGAAACAGCAAAUAAAUGGCAGCAAGCCAACACUCGUGCAAGUACCGAUCCCCUGGCGGCUUGGCUUGCAGACUGCGUGAGGGGGUUCGACUCUGAAUACGCCGGUGACUUUGGGUUCGCUGACGAUGAUAUUGAUCUGGAGUAUGAGCAGCUGAAGGAGAUCGAAGUGGAACAUGGAAAAUAUGAAGAUGACUGGUCGUCUUUCAAGACACGUUUUUUCCCAUUAUCGCCUGGUCUUUGCAGCUCCAGCAGCGCCAAAAUCUCUCGGGCAACUGUUGAAAACCUGCUAAAAGAGAGGGACUUCUACAAGGUUCCCAAGAGAUAUCGCGGUGCCGUUUACGACUACUUGCGUGGGAAGCUAAUAACUAUCCUGGGAGAACAUGUGCAGCGCCUCGCUCGAACUUACCAAGGCUGCGCUACCAAUUUUCAAAUCGGUAGAUUUGAACGUGACUACUGUAUUCUCCAAGAGGCAAAGAUUAUCGGGAUGACUACCACUGGUCUAAGCAAAUACAGAGGGCUAGUUUCGAGUUUGAAUCCCCGGGUCAUCUUGAUUGAGGAGGCAGCGGAAGUACUCGAGGCCCCAGUUGCAGUCGCUUGCCUUCCAUCACUUCAGCAUCUUAUUCUAGUUGGUGAUCACCAGCAGCUCAAGGGUCAAUGUGCUGACUAUGAUCUCACCGGUGAUCCUUUUCACCUCGAUGUCUCUAUGUUUGAACGUCUGAUAUUAAACAAAAUGCCGUACUCUAUGCUUCAAGAACAAAGACGAAUGGUGCCAGAAAUCAGAAAGCUCGUGGCUCCCAUAUAUGGGGAUAUUCUUCGUGACCAUCCGUCAGUUGAGGAUCAUCCUUUGGUUCCUGGUAUGGGAGAUAAACGAUCCUUCUUUUUCGACCACACCGCACACGAAAGCAACGACAGUCUGUCGUCCAAGGUGAAUGACUUUGAGGCAUCAAUGGUGGUUAAUCUCCUUGCCUACCUUGUGAUGAACAAAGUCCCAGCAGCUAGUAUUACUGUCCUGACAUUCUACAAUGGUCAACGGAAGUUGAUCAUGCGAAAGAAGUCACAGAAUCAAAACGUCUCCCAGCACUACGUUAACAUACUGACUGUCGACUCAUAUCAAGGAGAAGAGAAUGAUAUUAUCCUUCUCUCGCUUGUUCGAUCGAAUGAUCAUCGAGGGAUUGGCUUUCUCGCACAGGACAACAGAGCCUGUGUUGCCUUGUCCCGCGCCAAAUACGGUCUUUACAUAUUCGGCAAUGCACAGUGUGUUAGCAAACACAGCCAUUUCUGGCACUCAGUUACAAACGUGAUGUCCGAGAAUCAACAAGAAUCCCGUAUUGGCCCCGCUCUGCCUCUGUAUUGCACGAGACACAACCAAGAAACCCUCAUCCAAACUCUCAAGGACUGGAACGCUAUUACUGACGGCUGCAACAAGCCUUGUGGCAAGAAUUUGCCAUGUGGACAUCCAUGUCCCCGCAAAUGUCAUGGUUCUGAACAUGACUGGGUAUCAUGUAAACAGCGCUGCCUUCAAGUUCGCGAGUGCUGCAACACGCCCUGUAUUUGUGUGUGCUCUCCACCGCACACUCAUGAUUGCUACUGUGGUAUGGGCAAGGAGAGCAAAACCCAGAUCUUUGACGCCGGAUCAGACUGGGAUGACUUUGACCACGAUGAUGAUGAUCGCGACGAAAAGGUCGGUCCCAUAACACGACGCCGAGCCCCAACCCGCGCCGCAACCUCUACCGCAGACGAAGAAGCAAAGCGGCAUGUCGAGGGUGUGCGCCGGUGGCAGGCAUUUGCACGGGGUGGCGCCGUGCUGGAUGAUUAUCGUCGGGCUGGGCUCGUAGUUGGAGAGAAACGUCUUGGACAAGAUGCUACACCAGUCGAACAGAGCGUCGCCGCUCCGAUCGAAGGACAAUUAAUCAACUUUGACGAUGAUGACGAAGACCGUCAGGAAGUUCCGGUUACGGAAGAAAUUCGGCCUGCUGCCCUGCCCAUUGAAGACCUGCUUACAUAUGAUGGAGCUGAUGAUGGUCUGGGCGAGGCUAUGAAUGAAUUACAAGAUACCCUUCCCACUCUGCUUGGAAAGGACCUGUUGACCUUUGAAGAGCAUGAUGACUCUCGGGCUGGGGGUGCGAGUCCAGGGGAAGAUCAACUUACUGUCAUGGUUCGGAAUAACGAUAAUUUGACCACAAGUCCGAGCCCAGUCGACGUCUUACUCACUCCUACGGUUGAGCAAGACGUAAUCCCUCCCAUGGAAGGGCGGCUGAUCGAGCUCUCCUAG
Penicillium crustosum is the source of this 3624-nucleotide messenger RNA. RefSeq lists its product as uncharacterized. Gene Ontology annotation, cellular component: nuclear RNA-directed RNA polymerase complex. The record is from RefSeq and is a predicted model, not a curated record. The transcript has 6 exons. Gene Ontology annotation, biological process: regulatory ncRNA-mediated heterochromatin formation. Gene Ontology annotation, molecular function: helicase activity. The coding region runs from base 1 to 3624 and encodes 1207 amino acids. Lineage: Eukaryota; Fungi; Ascomycota; Eurotiomycetes; Eurotiales; Aspergillaceae.